This is a messenger RNA of Micromonas commoda, 513 nucleotides long. RefSeq lists its product with no specific name. The coding region runs from base 1 to 513 and encodes 170 amino acids. The record is from RefSeq and is a predicted model, not a curated record. Gene Ontology annotation, biological process: ribosomal large subunit biogenesis. Gene Ontology annotation, cellular component: nucleolus. NCBI's taxonomy places the organism in Eukaryota, Viridiplantae, Chlorophyta, Mamiellophyceae, Mamiellales, Mamiellaceae. The transcript has a single exon.
AUGCGUCUCGAAAAAUGCUGGUUCUGCUCGAGCACAAUUUAUCCUGGUCAUGGUAUCUGCUUUGUCCGCAAUGACUCGAAAGUUUUCCGUUUCUGCCGCUCCAAAUGUCACAAGAACUUCAAGAUGAAGCGCAAUCCGCGUAAAGUAAAAUGGACAAGGGCAUAUCGAGUCUUACAUGGAAAGGAUGCGUCCAGCGACUCAGUGUUCCAAUUUGAGCGAAGGCGCAAUCGUCCCGAAAGAUACAACCGCCAUACCGCGCAAAGCACCUUGCGGGCUAUGAAAAGGGUUGAAGAUGUCCGAGUUCGCCGUGCUGAAAGACUCCAGUUGAAACGUUUGAGCAGUAAGGAGCAUGGGCGUCGACAUGCCGACAAAUACGAAUUAGAACAACAGCUUCAUCUUGUACGAGCCGUUGCUCCGAUACCGAAGGAGAAUGUCGAAAAUCCAAGGGGCAGUGAACAGCUGAAGGUUGCAGUUUCUUCUUCACAACAAGACAGACAAGCAUCUUAUGCAUGA